CUCACAAGAGGUCCUACCAGUAAACGUGCACUCCUUUAAAUAAUUUAUUUUUAUUUUUGGUUUGUUCGGGUUUGUAAACCGCAAGUAACAUGUCUGUGUCCUACAUUCGCAAGAAGGUGACUAGUGAGCUCCGAUGGUUCGAAUCAGCUCAUGCUUUGGUUGACAGAACGGAUAGGGAUGCGGCAUUGCUUGAUAGGGCGUCUCAGGUGCAUGAACGGUUGGAGGUGGUGUACGAUCGGUUGUCUGACCUGAUUGCUUUUGGGUUUGACGUGGACUAGUUGUAACGCCAAAAUAUUUCAUUUCCAUUAAUUUAAACCUUUUUCUAAAUUACUGGCAACGCCAUCUAACGAUUGUACGUGGCGCAGUGUGGAGAAUUCAAUAUCUUUUUUUAAUAUACACAAAUAGUUUCGGUUACUCGACAUUGCAUGCCGUGACUGUGCGAUUUUGUCUCAAUUAUUCGACGACAAACUUUCCACAUCUCUGGCCUGCAGAAUCUUCGAGAAACAUAUUAUAAAACGACAAGUUUACUUCGUCUAUCCCUCUUUCAUGUAACAUCUCGCGAGCUGCGAGGUGAUUAUGUUCGUUGAUUUACCAAAGUCAGUUUUACUAAUCCUUGGUGACUUGUGUUAAACCAGGGUAAAUGUAUUUGAAUUAUUCUCCACACUGUGUCCAUUAAAUUUAAUUAUUUUUAAAAAAAAAACAAACAAUGUCUUGAUACUUAGGUCCUAAUAACUGGUACAAAUUUACUUCAGUUAGGGUGCGGAGCGCCUUCGGAAUCCCAUAGCACUUUCCUAUAUGGACGCUGCCUGGAGCGGGAAGCUUUAGUAAGUCGAUCCAAAGGCAGGCUGCUUGACUACAGUAGUAACAGGACACACCCGCAUUCCCAGCCUCGCUCGCAUACAGGAAUCCCGGUUGCUGAGAAGCGAUCCCGGUGAAUCGUAUUCUGUUUCUUUUAUUUCAUUUGAAAUGAAACAAAAAGAAAAUCUUCGUCCAAAAAAUCUUAAGCCAUUUAAAGGCACCCUUUCCUUCCACCAGGUCCUUUGGGAUAUAUUAUUUGAAAGACUUACUCUAAGAAAUGUAAGUUGUUUCUUAUGUGAUAUUGAUGAGCAGUGCAUACAUGGCAAACCCCUUGGAUUCUAUGAAUUCAAUGUAGCUACACCUAUAUAUAAUAUAAGAAUUAAUGACAAUGAAGCCGAAAACGAUAAUAUAGUGGCACUACUUGCAAAAACUGUACCCAGACAGCAAGAAAGGAAUGUUAAUAAAAGUAUUGAAAUAAUAUCAGAUAUAACGUUCAGAAACAAUGAACGGUACAGUUUGGAGUGUAAAGGAUAGGAAAAAAAAAGCUGUAAUUGCUAUACUGGCCCCUAUACGGAAUGACCUGUCGCUUUCCCAAGACGACUGGACUACGAGUAUUAUAGAAAAAUCGAUUCCUAUAUUAAAUAUCUUCUAUGAGGUUACGAAAGAGAGAAGUGGCGAAGAAUAGGUAACGGUUUCGAAUGUCAUCGUAUAGUGUAAGUUAAUAAAUAAACAGAUCGAGAAGUGCACUGGGGAAACUCUUGACCUAUUCAAGAAUUGAUUCAAACAUUAGUCUUACAAAUAACACAACGGUUUCACGAUACAGAGAGCAAUAUACUCUUCAGUGAAGCAACUAUCUUGGACCCUAGAUUUAAAAACAAAAAGGGUUCAGCAAAAAAAAAAAAAAAGUGUUAGGAACUUUUAAAGGGCUGCAGCUCAACUAAAAUAAAAAAUCGGUGCUAUUGAUAAUAAUGCAAGCGUGGUAGUGCCUGUUGAAGAGAGGUAAAUGACUCUGUCAUUUAUUGUAAAAUCCAUCUGGGAUGAAUUUGAUACUGAGAUUACAAAACUGGUACCUGAAAAUCCAGUAGCAGCUGGUAUAGUCGAAUUCGACAAAUAUAUGCUCGAACCUUUAAUCAAGAGGCAUACAAAUUCUCUCAAGUGGUGGAAGGAUCGCAAGGCAGUAUAUUUAUAUAUAGGUCAUCUUUAUUCAUUUAUGUUGAAAGGCUUAAUAUUGUAGCUACGUAGAUGUAGAUGAUCUUUUGAGGAAAAAUUUUCCCUAUAUUUUUUUUUAAUUUCAUUCAUUUAAAACGCUGUUACAGCGCUCCAAAGUUGACCGGGUUCGUCAAUGCGUGGCACGAAAUAACAUCAAUGUACUGAAAUUAAGUUUGAUAAGAGUACCGUACUAACAAUAUCUCAAGAAAAUUUUCUUGGUAAUGAAUGUUUUUCUGUUUACCAAGCUGAAUUAGAUGCAGAUUCACUUAUCGUCUCUGCUUCGUUUUUUGCAUCCCGAUCUCAUGGUUCUAUUAUUAUUGUGGCAUAGGACAUUGACAUUCUUGUAUUGCUCACGGCAUUAGGUACAAGACAGCCUAACAUAUAUUUUUCUAAACCUCCAAAAGGGCGCACAUCUGCUCAGUUAUAUAGCCCUUCAACUUUUAUGUAUGGAGAUCUCAUAACACAGAAUUUACUGCUUCAUCAUGCUUUUUCAGGAUGUGAUACAACAUCAGCAGCCUAUAAUAUGGGGAAAUUAAAAUUUAUAAAAAUUAUGAGGAAACAUCCUGAAUUAGCUCGUGGUACCGCGCUAUUCCUGAGUGAGAAAGUCGAUCCAUCUUUGCUCACUCUUGGUGGCGAGCGUUUUUUCGUAACUUCAUACGGCGGUAAUAGACGACUCACUAGACGGCUUGCGAUAAAAACGAUUUGCCAAGACAGUGACUAAAAAUUCAUUUCAUUUAUCAUCGCUUCUUACAACACAAGAUGCUGCUCGUUUUCAAUCUCCGAGUAUAGGUCCAGUCGUGGCUCGGAAGAUAUCAAAAUCCUGAAGAUUGAGACUGGAAAAAGCAUGCAAACAUUUGGAUGCAAAUGCUCUACAGUAUGCCUCCAUUGUUCUGGCGAAACAUGUAGCAAGCAGCGUUAUGGAAAUAUCAAAGUUAAUGGAAGAAAAUGAAUUUUAAGAUGAACUUCCAACUAUGACUCCAAUUUUAACUCCUGUCAUUCCUCAAACUUUCACAUUUGACGUUGAUUUAGAUUCUCAGCCACAGCCUGGACCAUCGAAGAAAAGUCGAUUAGAAUAGCUAGCUAAUAAGUGAUUUAAGAGAAAACUGUCUGAUGCAAGCUAUUUCAAAAAAAUGUUAAAACGGCUGGCAACACCUCCAAUGCAAUAAAAUAUAAAAAAAAAUCAUAAAGCUGUCUAUCUGGAAGAUUUUCAAAUUAAAAAUACUGCUGCUGCUACAAAAGAUUUUGAUUUGCCAAACUUUAUCCCUGGUUUUUGAAAACCAAACUUGCCUUUGUACAUAAUUUUCUUAUUACUCUGUACUAUGUCUUCUUUUUUGUGUGUACAUAAAUAAAUAAAUAAAUAAAUAAAAAACAAGAUAAUAUUACGAUGUCAAAAUCUACCGUUAACGAACAUCAACUGUUGCCUUCAACUUCAACGUCGCCGCCAAUGGAUGCCAGCGAGAUAAGUACUAACAAUUCUCAAACUGAUCAUUAAAUUGAUUAUAAUAGGGAAUUGGCUUUUAAACGCCAGAGGUCAAUGGAAAGUAGUAUUGGAGAAAUAUACACAUAUACUUCUACUGGUGACAAAACUAAAAAAAAUAAUAAUGUAAUAAUGUUCAGAUGAGAACCUCUUAUGAGAAAAUGUUACCUUAACAAGUGACAUUUGGUCAGAUCUACAAAUGAGAAGUUACUUAGGUAUAACUGCUCAUUUCGGCAUCGGAAUUGAAUUUCAUUCCGUAGCUUUGGGUGUGUACCACUUAGAUGAAAGACAUUCGUUGGCAUAUAUUGCACAAAUGCUCACUAAAACAUGUGAAGUAUGGGGAUUUAAUGCGGAUCAAGUCAGAGCAGUAGUAACAGAUAAUGCUGCAAAUAUGGAGAAGGCUGUCAAAAUUGUAUUUGGGAAAAAAAAAAGCAUAUCCCAUGCUUUGCGCAUACACUUAAUUUAGUUGCUAACAUAUUUUGGGAAUUCCUGAAUUACAGCUAAUAAUAACGAAAGCAAAAAAUAUUGUUACUUUUUUUAAACAAAGUUUUGUGGCAGGCGAUGAGUUGCAUAAAUCAGUUAAGACUGACACAAAAUUGAUUCAGGAUGUCCAUACACGUUGGAACAGCACGUACUAUAUGAAAAAAUACGGUUUCUUGAUUAACGAAAUGCUGAUUUGUCAUAAAGCAGCACCGCCAAUGUUAACUGGUAUUGAGUUGACAAUAUUAACAUCGCUUCUUAACAUUUUACGUCCACUGGAAGCAGCGACUAAGGAAAUUGUUCGAAACCAAUCCGUUAGUUUUUGAAUUUUUACCACGGCAACACGGGUCACGAUUUGACGGUGCCUUCGCGAUUUGACAUCUGUCACUUUGUCUUGCUUCUCGAACAGGACGGUACCUGCAUAAUAUAUUGACGGUCUACGCUAAAGUAUUGUAUCAUCGCUAAUCCUUAUCCAUUCCUGCCCUAUACCCUUCUCCCUAAGUGAUACGGCGUGAGAAGACGAAGUCAUCGGUUCCGGUGAGUGAUUGCAUGAUAUUUUGUUAAAAUAGUACAUACGGCGCCGCGAAUCGCGGCACAUGUUCGACGCGCACCUCGUGCUGGUUUCCCUAGGCUGCCACGAGGGCGCUGGAUUCGGAUAGAACAAUUUCUGGUAGCAGAGCGUGGUUAGAUUUGUAAAAUCUACAGUAAUUACCACGAAUUGUAAAAUUUGUUACAUCUAACCUUACUUAAUUUUGUUACUAGUCAGCAGAAAUAGUGUAGGCAUAGGGUUCGGUUCUGUUUAAACUAUCAUUCUGCUGACCUAGGUCAGGUCGUUUAGUGUGUUUCUAUCCACCUGGUUAAUAAAAUUAGUGAAUAGUAAUAGUUAGUAUUAGUAAGACUGAGUUAUUUGCUUCCACUGCGCAUAGCUGACUGGUUGUACGUUGAGUUGGACAGCUGUGCUGGCUGAGUUUAUGACCUAGCACACAGCUGCUACAGUGAUCAGCUAUUUUCAUACUAUUACUACAGAUUUAUGUGAAUUCUGCCAAUCAUAACAGUAGAUUACCACAUCUAUUUAAGCAUAGUUGUGUGUAACAAUCUGGAUGUUAUUACAGUUGGUUUUAUAAUUCAUUAUUAAUUUGUGUAUGAUUGUAGCUCACUUACUACCUUUAUUUUAGUAUAAUUGAGCUGCAACACACUUGUAAUUGAAUAUAACUGGGGUACUUGUUGAACUUGUAGUAGUAGAUUGCUGGUUGGUCCCUGUUGGAGACUAGCUUAGUUAUAGUCCAGAGGCCAACGGUGUAUGAGUGUCAUUUCACAACUUAUACCAGCAAUUAUGCUAUUAUAUAUAUUUUUUGUUAUUUGUUUUAAUUUGUUCUAAAUUUAAAUUACUUGUUUGAAUUUGUGGUAGUGGAUUGCUGACUGUGGGCUCUGCUUGGUGACUGGCUUUGGUAUAGUCCUGAGGCCAUCAGUGUUUGAAAAUUAAUUCAUAAAUUUUUAUUAGCAAUUUGCUAUCAUAUAAUUAAUUUUUCAUUUUAAUUUUGUUAUUUGAAUUACCUGUUGAACGGUGUGAAUACUUUGUGAUAGUAAAUUGUUGAUUGGGUCCUGCUUGGUGACUAGCUUCUAGUUAUAGUCUAGAGGCCAGGUGUGCUUGAGUUUAGUUUGCAACUCAAAACCUGGUAUCAGCAAUUUUCUAUCUUAUAACUUUUAAUUUUAAGUUUUUUCUUAUUUGUUGGGGUGUCCUUUGGUACAGUGGUGAGGUCUAGGUUACCUAAAUACUUAGGAGUCGGAAUAUUUUGGUGGCCUCACUCGUACACUCCUUUAAAUAAUUCCUUUUGAUUUUUUUGAAUUUUUAUUUUGAUUUUUUUUUAUUUUUUUUUUUUAUUUUUUUUUUGUUCUGGUUGUAAACUGCAAGUAACAUGUCGGUGUCCUACAAUCGCGGGAAGGUGACUAGUGAGCUCCGAUGGUUCGCAUCAGCUCAUGCUUUGGUUGACAGAACGGAUAGGGAUGCGGCACUGCUUGAUAGGGCGUCUCAGGUGCACGAACGGUUGGAGGUAGUGUACGAUCGGUUGUCUGACCUCGUUGCUUUGGGGUCCGAAGUGGAGAAGGAGGUGAUCCAUGCCAUCGGUCUUGACGUGGACCGACGUCCAUCGACCUGCCGAUCUUCCACGGCGAUCUGAACGAGUGGGUCGGCUUUAUAAAUUUGUUUGACAGCCUGGUCCAUGGUCGGUCCGACUUGACUGCCUCUUAUAAGAUGGCUCAGCUUCGGGGUGCUCUGCGAGGUGAACCUGGUGAAUUGGUGGCACACUUGCCUAUCACCAACGACAAUUAUGCGGUCGCACGCCAGAUCCUGUUCGACCGAUAUCAAAAUCAACGACGGUUGGUGAACGCUCAGCUGGCCAGCCUGUUUGCGAUACCCAAGCUUUCUCGGGCUUCCGAUAUCAGAACCGAGGUACUGAAUCCAGUUACGGUGGCCACUAAGGCCUAAGGCACUAAGGCAAUUUGGGUCUACCAGUAGACCAAUGGUCAUAUCUGCUCUUUUAUAUUGUUGCAGGUAGGCUGCCGGUUGAGGUGCUCACUCGAUUCGAGCAGCAGGACAACGCAGGUAGGGACGAACUGCCUACCCUGGCCAGUCUGCUGGCAUUUUUAGAAGCGGAAAGUCGCCGACACGAGAUUAUGCCACCGCCCUCCUCCUCUGGGUCGCGUGUGCCGACUUCCGGCUACGCCGUUUCGGUUGCUCAGAGGGGAGGGGGAGGGGAUAAGAGGGGGCCGUCUCAACGACUGACUGCGCUCAUGGCAGCGAUGGGAAGGCCACGGUGUGCCUUCUGUCAUGAGAGCGGGCACGACGUAGCCGCCUGUCCUAAGUUCCGGUCGACGCGCAUCAGGGGUAGACGCAACAUCGAUGCCCAGCGGCGAUGGUGCUUUUUUUGUUUUGGGCCGCACACGGCGAGCGUCUGUCCACAGCCACAAUUGUGCCCUAAUUGCGACGGUCGGCACCAUGCCCUCCUGUGUCUGGAGUCUGCCGCCACUCCGAGGUCAGCCGGACGCAGUCAUCCAGCCUCGCCGACCGGUGAGCGUACCAGUCGUAGCCCUCGCCAAUUCGGCGGCGUGGACCCUCGGAAAGAGGCUUCACAGGGAGGCGCCGGGUUUGGUACUGCGGGCGGGUGCCAGCGGAUGCCCACUAGCUACGCCGGGGUGGCCACGUUGUCCCCCCGUGCGGGGCCGUGUUCGCCUGCUGGAUCGAGUAGCCCUGCUCACUCGUCUCCCCCUCCCUCAGAAGUACGGUUUUCCCCUCUGCUGAGGGAGCGGCCGACGCUGGAGCGACUCCCUCCAGUGUUUGGCCCGUUUGGCCAUCGUACGCGGAAGUAUAUGAGGCGAGACAGGAAACGAGGGCCUUAUGUGGGAGCGUGGGAUCCGCUGGCACGCUACGACCUUUCGUCGCGCGCCGACCGGGAUAGCGGGGACCCGGGCCCCCGCUAGGAAAUUGCUGCUCACUGCAGUGUUGCCCCAGCAGCUGUUUUACUUCCUACAGCUUCUGUUCGGAUGUUGGAUUCGGAUGGCAACACUGUGUUUGCUCGAGCUCUGUUGGAUUCCGGCGCACAGGGCAGUAUUAUGUCGAGCAACCUUGCAGUACGGUUGGGCAAUCCUAUUUACAAGUCUUCUUAUUCUAUUCGUGGAGUGGGCAAUGUUAGAAUUUCGGACGUGAUCGGUCACACUUCAUUUAUUUUCUCAUCGAAUCCUAACCCUCGCUUACAGUUUAGAGUCUCAGCUUUGGUGAUGCCUGAGGUGAUAGGUCGUCACCCUCCGGUGAAGGUAAACAGUUACAUACGGUCAUUGACUUCAGACUUACGGCUAGCGGACCCCAAGUUUGACACACCGGGGCCAGUAGACGUACUACUUGGGGCGGAUGUACUAGGGAAGCUGUUCCUGACUGGGAAGCGCGUUCUUCAUGCGGAGGGUUUGGUUGCAAUGGACACAAAAUUAGGGCAUGUAUUGUUGGGUCCUGCGUUCCGGCCGGUCGCUGCGAGGAAAUCGGACAAUGUUCUGGUCGGGUCUACGCUUUCGGAAGUAGUCCAACGGUUUUGGGAACUAGAAGAACCUCCUACAGCUUAUCGAGUUAACCCGGAUGAGGAGGAAUGUGAGCUGUUUUACCAAAAUACUGCGGGUCGUCUAUUCGGGGCGGUUCUUGUUAAGACUUCCAUUUCGGGCGAAUCGCCCACUGCUAGGCAGCUCGAGGAAGGCAGCAGAGACUAGACUCUUGUCAAUGGAGAGACGCAUGAGGCGCGACGCGGUGUUCCGGCAGAAAUAUGUAGAGUUUAUGCGGGAAUAUGAAUCCUUAGGUCACAUGUCUGUUUCCAAGGUAGAUUGGAGUGCUACGGAGCACUGUUUCCUGCCUCAUCGGUGUACAUGCGGUAUACUUGCGGUUUCUUCAACUGGAAGGGUUGAUAUACGGUUGGUGUUAGCGAAGAGUAACGAACGAACGAAGAGUAGCGGAGUGAUUCAGGGGUUGGAUUUGGAUCUGCUCAUCAACCGUUAUAGCUCCUUGGACAAGCUGGUUAAGGUUAUCGCCUGGAUUUUGAGGUUUAUUCGGAAUUGUCGUUUGUCGGUGUCCCAAAGCAAUAUGACACCUGUUUUGUGUCCCAUUGAGCGGAAGAAGGCGCUGCUGAAAUUAAUUGAAGUUGUGCAAGCCACCAGCUUUCCUUCAGAAUUGAAGGCGCUAAGGACUGAGCGCCCUAAGCUUCGUGGAGCUAUCGCUCGUCUUAGCUCCUUUGUAGACGGCCAGGGGUUGAUUCGAGUGGGAGGUAGAUUAAGUAACUCCAAUUUACCUUAUUCGGCGCGCCAUCCUCUUUUACUUCCCAAGAAGAGCCAGUUAGUUGACCUGUUGGUGAUGGAUCGCCACAUCGCAAAUUCGCAUUCCGGUUGCAAUGCGCUGUUGGCAUCCCUCCAGAGGAAAUUUUGGAUUCUAUCGGGGCGUCGUGCGAUUCGGAGCGUCCUGUUCCGGUGUUUACCCUGUUAUCGGCUUAAGGCUUUUACGAUGCAGCCUCAGAUGGGAGAUCUGCCCCCAGACAGAGUGAAGAAGAUCAGGCCGUUUUCUGGAGUUGGUACGCACUUCGCUGGGCCCUUCAUGAUCAAGGCUUCACGUUUGCGGAAUGUUAGGUUAAUUAAGACUUAUCUGUGCGUCUUUGUCUGCCUUUCAACCAAAGCUGUACAUCUUGAAGUUGUUGCCGACCUUACAACGGAAGCCUUUAUUGCGAGCUUGGAUAGAUUUGUGUCCCGUCGAGGCUUACCCGAAUUGAUACGCUCCGAUAACGGAACGAAUUUUGUAGGUGCGGACCGUUAUUUGCGGGAUGUAGUAAAUUUCUUGAACAAUAACCAGGUGGAUAUUGAAACGGCCCUCUCUCGUCGCAGUAUUCGGUGGACCUUCAGUCCUCCAGGAUGCCCCCACUGGGGUGGAAUUUUCGAGGCAGUAGUAAAAUCGGCUAAGACUCACUUGAUGCGCGUGAUAGGGCAAACCUCGCUCACCUUUGAGGAGUUAACCAAGGUAUUUUGUAAAAUUGAAGCGGUACUUAAUUCACGGCCGUUGUGCCCGCUCAGUUUAGACCCGAAUGACUUGGAGUCGUUAACUCCAGGCCAUUUCUUGAUAGGACAGCCACUCAAUGCGUUGCCGGAGUAUCCCCUCUCGGAUAUCAAGCCUGGAUGGUUGCGGCGAUACCAGAUGUUGCAGCAGAUGUCCCAAGAUUUUUGGAAACGUUGGUCCCUUGAGUAUUUACAUCUGCUCCAGCAGCGCUUUUUUAAGUGGACGGAUAGAACCAGUCCCCCUCACGUCGGUCACCUUGUGUUGGUUAAGGAUGCUAACCUGCCGCCACUGCGUUGGCGUAUGGGGCGCAUUGUUAAUCUGUUUCCCGGUAAGGAUGGGACCCCUCGGUCUGCAGAGGUUCUGGUCGGGGACUCGGUUCUCAAACGAGCGGUCACAACGUUGUCCCAGCUGCCAGUGGAUUAGGGACAGGUAGGGGACCUGUUCGGGCGGGUGACUGUUUGAAACCAAUCCGUUAGUUUUUGAAUUUUUACCACGGCAACACGGGUCGCGAUUUGACGGUGCCUUCGCGAUUUGACAUCUGUCACUUUGUCUUGCUUCUCGAACGGGACGGUACCUGCAUAUAUUGACGGUCUACGCUAAAGUAUUGUAUCAUCGCUAAUCCUUAUCCAUUCCUGCCCUAAACCCUUCUCCCAAAGUGAUACGGCGUGAGAAGACGAAGUCA
This is a messenger RNA of Bombyx mandarina (wild silkworm), 10221 nucleotides long. RefSeq lists its product as uncharacterized. NCBI's taxonomy places the organism in Eukaryota, Metazoa, Arthropoda, Insecta, Lepidoptera, Bombycidae. The record is from RefSeq and is a predicted model, not a curated record.